Messenger RNA from Nymphaea colorata (pocket water lily), 1258 nucleotides. Its product is annotated as peroxidase 17. NCBI's taxonomy places the organism in Eukaryota, Viridiplantae, Streptophyta, Magnoliopsida, Nymphaeales, Nymphaeaceae. The transcript has 3 exons. Gene Ontology annotation, biological process: hydrogen peroxide catabolic process; response to oxidative stress. Bases 92 to 1189 code for a protein of 365 amino acids. Gene Ontology annotation, molecular function: heme binding; peroxidase activity. The record is from RefSeq and is a predicted model, not a curated record.
CAAAUACAAAGACAGAGACCACUUGCUGCAAGCAACAGCCCUUCCUCAGUCCUUGCCUUCUCCCCUUGUUUUCUCCAGCCCCUCAUAACCCAUGCGUAUAUUCACUUCUUCAUCAAUGACUCGGCUAAUGGCCACCAUCCAUCUGCUGCUUUUCCUCCUGUUGUCGGCAUCCAUGGCGAUCGGCCUGGAGGUGCGCUACUACUCAGAGACCUGCCCCCAAGCAGAGAGCACGGUGAGGAAGGUCAUGGAGAGGGCCAUGCGAAAGGAGGCCAGGAGCGGAGCCUCAGUCAUGCGCUUGCAGUUCCAUGACUGCUUUGUCAACGGCUGUGAUGCUUCUCUGUUACUGGACGACACACCCACCAUGCUAGGUGAGAAGCUCGCUCUCUCCAACAUAAACUCCCUGAGAUCGUAUGAAGUUAUCGAUGAAAUAAAAGAGGAAUUGGAGGAGAUCUGCCCAGGUGUGGUCUCCUGUGCGGAUAUCAUCAUCAUGGCAGCAAGGGAUGCUGUUGUUCUGAGCGGCGGUCCAUGUUGGGAUGUCUCACUGGGGAGGAAAGACAGCCUCUUUGCAAGCCAAGAAGCGUCGAACAAGAUCAUGCCCAGCCCACGCUCUAACGCAACCUAUUUGAUCCAACUCUUCCAACGAUUCAACCUCUCGAUAGAAAACCUGGUGGCACUCUCUGGUUCACACUCCAUCGGCUACGGGCGGUGCUUCUCCAUCGUCUUCCGGCUAUACAAUCAGUCUGGAUCCGGCCAUCCUGACCCAACCAUCAAUCCAGCCUUCCGGGAGGUGCUUGACAAACUCUGCCCUCUUGGUGGGGAUGGAAAUAUCACAGGUGGUCUUGAUGCCACUCCCGUUGUCUUCGACAAUCAGUACUUCAAGGACCUGGUCGAUGGAAAAGGCUUUCUUAAUUCUGAUCAAGUUUUAUUUUCUACGGACAAACGAACCCGUAAAUGGGUGGUUCAGUUCAGUCGGGACCAGGACAAAUUCUUUUCAUCUUUUGUAGUGGGGAUGAUCAAACUCGGGAGCCUCCCGCCGGCAACAGCAGAUGGGGAGGUUCGACUUAAUUGCAGACGUGUUAACAAGCCAGUUGAUGAAGCCUUCCUGGAAUAUUUAACAUCAAACAACGUUGAUGACAAGCGUAAUCAUAUUAAACGCCAUGCCAAGCAAGGAGGCCAUUGGAAGCUGUAGGCUAGCACGCAAGGAAUGCAAUGGAAAAUCUAUCUUCAUAUCAGGAAUACAAUGAAAAACCUUGCUUGA